CACUCCCCCCCAACCCAAUACUCUCUCUCUCUCUCUCUCUCUCUGCUUCUGAUCACCGAACAAACCAAAAAUUUCGUCUCUCUCUCCUCUUCAUAAUCUAGGGUUCAUCGAUUUAUCUAUGCACACAAUGCACGUUGCUUUCUCUCUCUCUGCAUCCUUUGUUUAUCUUUAAUAGAGAGAGAGAGAGGUGACACCAUUGAUCACAGGAACGAACAGAGGAGGGCCGAAAGUAACGUUAUAUUUACGCUAAUAUUCAAUUCCAAGAUUUUAAUUUCAUUAUCUUCCUUCUUCUUCUCACCAUUCAUUUCCUUCGCCAUUGGAAGCUCCGCCUGAUGUAACCGAAUAUCAUGCUUUCACUUUCCCAGAUCAAAUCGUCCGAUCAAUCUAAGGAAGUGAUAUCUGUUAUUUCGGAUUGAAUUUUAAGAUAACAAAAUAGCCAUGUAUUCCGACCUGGUGGAAAUUGCACCAAGGGAACUCAAGUUCAUAUUUGAACCGAAGAAACAAAGCUCAUGCACUAUUCGACUAAUUAAUAAGUCCCAAAAUCAUGUUGCUUUUAAGGUCAAGACUACUAGUCCAAAGAAAUAUUGUGUUAGACCAAAUACAGGAAUUAUUAAGCCCAGAACAUCCUGUGAUUUUACAGUGACCAUGCAGGCACAAAAGGCACCUCCUCCUGAUAUGGCAUGCAAGGAUAAGUUCUUAGUUCAAUGCACAGUCGUGGCAGAGGAGACUGUUGAGGAGGAUAUUACAUCAGCCAUGUUUUCGAAAGAUGAUGGCAAAUAUGUUCAAGAAAAUAAGAUGAGAGUGAUCCUUGUCAGUCCACCCAGUUCACCUGUUUUAUCACCAAUCAAUGUAGUACACAGUGAUCUUCCAAGUUACAAAGAUUCACCACGAGAAGAUCAAGUAAAUGGUUAUGAAAAUAUCAGUUCACAGCUAGAAGGAGAUGUCAAUGGUGUACAUGACCACAAUGGAAGAUACGAAGAAUCGUUGACUAGAGAUCAAGUAAACCCCCUCGAUCAAAAUACACCGAAAGAACUGGAUGAGAAUGUAAAGGAGCUUAGAAAGGAAAAUGCCAACAUGCAAAUGGAGGGAAAGUAUGCGCAGUUGGAGACGAGGAAGCAUGAUGAAGAGGUGGAAUUAGUCGAGGAUGUUGCGAGCAUGAAGUCCAAAAUAAGUGAACUUGAACGAAAAUUAAGUGAGGCCAAAGACACCAUCUCAAGGCUAACAGAGGAGAAGAAAUUUACUGCUCAAGAAAGAGAGAGCCUACAAAGAGAAUUGGUCAUGUUGACAAGUAAGAAAGGCGGAAGAAAAGUCCGGGUCGGAUUUCCUCUCCUCUAUGUGGUUACUGUAGCCUUUAUUAGUAUGGUAUUUGGUUACCUUUUGCAUUACUGAUCGAAGCAUUUAAUACGCUAUGACUGAAAGGUUAUUAUGUCUAUAUCUAGAUAGACAGUUUUUCCUUCAUAAAGCCAUAUCUGUUCUUUCUAAAGCAGAACCUAUCUGUUCUAUCUAAAGCUGAGGAUCAGAUAUGUUGUUGUAUUGACUAGUAGAGUAUAUCAAGUGUUGUAAAUGUUGUUUUUAGAUGGAAUAAAGUGUAAUAAUCUCCGUCUACCACCUAAGCCUGCACCAUCCCAGCAGGGAGAGGAGUUGGAGUAUCUUUUUGCUGAAA
Molecule: messenger RNA, 1663 nt
Organism: Solanum dulcamara
Lineage: Eukaryota; Viridiplantae; Streptophyta; Magnoliopsida; Solanales; Solanaceae
Product: vesicle-associated protein 1-2-like
Exons: 11
Coding region: 439-1389 (316 amino acids)
Biological process (GO): endoplasmic reticulum membrane organization
Cellular component (GO): endoplasmic reticulum membrane; plasma membrane
Source: RefSeq, a predicted model, not a curated record